GACAUUUUUAAUCUUUAUUUUCUAUGUUGUUUUUGAAAUAUUUAUUUAUUUUUUCGACAAGGUUAAAUUUCUAUAGCUUAGUUUUGUUGAUUAUCCUAGUAUAUAUUACUACUGUAUGUUUAAGAAACAUAUGAACCUCUUUAUUCAUUGUUUGUGAAAAAAAGAUUUAACUCGCUUGUUGGGAAUACUGAAGCGCUAAAUUGAUAGUGAUGAAAUGCUUUCUAAUUUAGCUUGUAAUUUGGACUGAGUGGUUGAGGAUUACGUAUUAUGUGUUAUUGAAACAAUAAUAUUAGAGUUUUCCUGUUUGUAUAGAUAACCCCGUCGUUUUGUAUCGUAUGAUAACUUGUAAGGUUCAAUUAUGGCAGUGAACUGUUCGUGCUAACAGAAGACUUGAAUAGUCGUUAUGUUGUACGUAGUGUGUUUAGCGUGCAUCCUUAUAAAUUAUGUUAAUGCAGAACAUACAGUGCGAUGUAACAACGACACGAAUCCAAGUGGGAACUAUGUGACUUUGGAGCCUUCCCGCGACGGCGUCGGAGGUCGAUAUGUGUUGCAAUGGUGCACAGCAGUAGUCCCAAACGUAAUUGCCUGGGAGUUCCACAUCGGUUACAAUACCUCGUGCAAGCCUGAUCUAUGUAGACAUUACAAUUAUACUGAUGAUAAAAGGUUUCAGCCUCACUCUCGCUUUGAGGAAAAUACUAAUAUAAAUUUAAAUUGUUCUCAUGUGUGCUUGUCAACAAUAGUUGAUUUAAUAUUCGAAGCGUGCUACCACAUUAAGAACCAGCUUCAUAAAGACGUGGGGAGAAUCGCGAGCUAUGACCAGUUGAUAUACAUAACAAAUAACUUCACAAACAUCACUACUCUGAAGACAACUAAACCCCACACCAAGUUAUUAUAUGAUGAUGAUUAUGUGACGGUGAUGUGGGCGAUGGGCCCCGUGCCCGCUAACAACUUCACUGUAGUGCUGUACAAUAACUCUGCCUCUGAGAGCGGGGGUGCGGGGGGCUUCGAGCGCGCGGUGCAGCAGCUGCAGCAGUACGUGCGCGACAACCCGCACUACCUCGAGGAUGAGCUGCUCUUCCUGUGA
This is a messenger RNA of Papilio polytes (common Mormon), 1084 nucleotides long. RefSeq lists its product as uncharacterized. Bases 404 to 1084 code for a protein of 226 amino acids. NCBI's taxonomy places the organism in Eukaryota, Metazoa, Arthropoda, Insecta, Lepidoptera, Papilionidae. The transcript has 5 exons. The record is from RefSeq and is a predicted model, not a curated record.